Molecule: messenger RNA, 1172 nt
Organism: Candoia aspera
Lineage: Eukaryota; Metazoa; Chordata; Lepidosauria; Squamata; Candoiidae
Gene: POPDC3
Product: popeye domain containing 3
Exons: 3
Coding region: 158-1063 (301 amino acids)
Biological process (GO): skeletal muscle tissue development; striated muscle cell differentiation; heart development
Cellular component (GO): sarcolemma
Molecular function (GO): cAMP binding
Source: RefSeq, a predicted model, not a curated record
UAAAACAAGAUUGGAAGUCACGAGAAUCAAUGUGGAAGAGUAUGGAUUUCUAAAGAGUCAAUUAUCCUAGUGGCUGAAUGUUUGUCAUAGCAGCUCUUCAGGACAGACAAUGCGAUACUCUAACUACAGAGACAGUGAUUAAUCUAAUACUGCAGCCAUGGGAGACAACUCAAGCUUUUGGGACAGCUUGAUAACUGUACACCCAAUCUGCAUGAACUGGAAGUCAGAAACAGAAGGAUCAAUCUAUCAUUUAGCUAGCAUUUUGUCUGUGGUCGGCUUUAUGGGUGGAAGUGGCUUUUUUGGCCUGCUUUAUAUUUUCUUUCUGCUGGGGCUGGGUUUUCUCUGCUCAUCGGUGUGGUCAUGGCUGGAUGUCUGUGCAGCUGACAUUUUCUCAUGGAAUUUUAUCCUGUUUGUGAUCUGCUUCAUACAGUUUAUUUAUGUAACCUACCAAGUACGGAGUGUGGCUUUUGACAAAGAAUUUCAGGAGCUUUACAGUGCUUUGUUCCAGCCCCUGGGGAUCUCCUUGACCGUUUUUAGAAAAAUUGUCCUCUGCUGUGAUGGAGAAGUUAUUACAUUAGAGAAGGAACAUUGUUAUGCCAUGCAAGGCAAAACUCCAAUUGACAAGCUCUCCUUACUUUUAUCAGGAAGAGUUAGAGUGACGGUGGAUGGGGAAUUUCUGCAUUAUAUUUUCCCUCUUCAGUUUCUGGAUUCACCUGAAUGGGAUUCACUAAGACCCACAGAAGAUGGCAUUUUUCAGGUGACCCUUACUGCCGAAACAGACUGUCAUUAUGUGGCCUGGAGGAGAAAAAAAUUGUAUUUACUCUUUGCAAAACACCGAUUCAUCUCACGUCUGUUUUCAGUCCUGAUUGGAAAUGAUAUUGCUGAUAAACUGUAUGCAUUGAAUGACAGAGUGAGCCUAGGGAAAGGAUUUCGAUACGAUAUUCGGCUACCAAAUUUCUUUCAUGUGUCAGUACCUAAUACACCAAAAAACACCCCGCAGACCACUUUCAGAACAAUUCAAGACAACAACAUUAAAAACAAUGUACCUCUUACUACAAAAUGACAGAAUUUUGCCUUGUUGCUGCCAGGAUUAAAUGGUGAAACAUACUGUGGUGGUGUCAUGUGAAGAUUCUCAUAAAGGCAACUUUAAAAAUAAAAAUUAUUUUUCUGUC